AUGGAGUGGGCUCUAAACUCACUCAACCCACUCACCGUGUCUCUCCUGGCCGGCCUCUUCCUCCUCGCCGUAACCCUCCUCCGGCCAAAACCUCCCGGCAAGAGACCCCCUGGCCCCAAGGGCAUUCCUGUCCUCGGCAACCUCCACCAGUUGGGCGACCUCCCCCAUGCCUCCAUGCACCGCUGGCGAUCGGCCCACGGCCCUGUCAUCUGGCUCAAGCUCGGCUCCGUCUACACCAUGGUCGUCCAGAGCUCGUCUGCCGCCGCCGAGCUCUUCAAGAAGCACGACCUCCCCUUCGCCGACCGCAAGGUCCCCGACGUGCUCACGGCCUACGACUUCAACCGCGGGACCCUCGGCAUGAACCAGUUCGGUGGCCACUGGCGGGUCCUCCGCCGCCUCUGCUCCAUGGAGUUCCUCGUCAACAAGCGCAUGAACGAGACCUCCUACCUCCGACACCGCAUCCGCGACAACAUGGAGCGCUGGAUACUCGAGGAGUCUGCCGCUAACCGGGCCAAGGGAGGCCCCGGGGCCGUCCAGCUCAGCAGGUUCCUCUUCCUGAUGGCGUUCAACCUUGUCGGGAACCUGAUGCUUUCGAGGGACCUGCUGGAUGCAAAGGACCCGGAGUCGAGGCAGUUCUUCGACUGCAUGAACCGGGUGCUCGAGCUGUCCGGGACACCAAACAUAGCCGACUAUCUGCCGUGGCUCAAGUGGAUGGACCCGGCUGGGAUGAGGCGGGAGAUGAAGAGGAACUUGAAGAUAACGAUGAGGAUUGCGUCGAGGUUUAUACAGGAGAGGGUCGAUGAGCGUAAGGCCGGGAAGAUCCGAGAGAAGAAGGAUUUUCUUGACGUGCUGCUCGAGUAUGAGGGAGACGGUAAGGACGGGCCGGACAGGAUGACCGAGAAGAAUAUCAACAUCGUCAUCACGGAAAUGUUCUUCGCGGGGUCUGAGACAACGAGCAUCAGCAUCGAGUGGGGAUUCGCGGAGCUUCUGCGAAGCCCGGCCACGUUCAAGAAGGUCCGGGAGGAGCUUGACCGGAUCGUGGGUGUUGACCGGCGGGUCGAGGAGAAGGACAUAGAGAACAUGCCUUACCUGCAGGCGGUUGUUAAGGAGGCCCUCCGCCUCCACCCGGUGCUGCCCCUGCUCCUCCCGAGGAACACGCAGGAGGCUACCGACUACAUGGGCUACCACAUCCCCAAGGGCACCCAGGUGUUCGUCAACGCGUGGUCCAUAGGGCGUGACCCGGAGGUCUGGCCGGACCCGCUCGAGUUCAGGCCCGAGAGGUUCCUCGGGUCCAACAUCGAGUACAAGGGUCAGCACUUUGAGUUGAUCCCGUUUGGGUCGGGCCGGAGGAUCUGCGUCGGGUUCCCCCUGGCCCACCGCACCGUCCACCUGGCGAUUGCCACACUGGUUCAGUCGUUCGACUGGGAUCUCGGGCCGGGCGUGAAGCCCGGGGAUAUCGACAGGGAGGAGAGGCUUGGGCUGACCCUGAGGAAGAAGAAUCCCCUGUUUGUGAUACCGACCAAGCGCCUAAAUUGUUGA
Messenger RNA from Striga hermonthica, 1539 nucleotides. The record is from the annotation of a GenBank genome assembly. Lineage: Eukaryota; Viridiplantae; Streptophyta; Magnoliopsida; Lamiales; Orobanchaceae.